Molecule: messenger RNA, 1446 nt
Organism: Penicillium griseofulvum
Lineage: Eukaryota; Fungi; Ascomycota; Eurotiomycetes; Eurotiales; Aspergillaceae
Product: Aconitase/3-isopropylmalate dehydratase large subunit, alpha/beta/alpha
Exons: 6
Coding region: 1-1446 (481 amino acids)
Source: RefSeq, a predicted model, not a curated record
AUGAUCACGGAACUCGGUGGCAUCACUGGCUUAUUUGUUCUAGAUGGCAUCACCCACAAUUUUAUUAAUAGACGCAAACUCGCCCGUUACAAAUGCCAGGCGACAUACUUUAACCCCGAUACCGAUGCGAAGUAUGCUGUAGUUCAUGAGAUCGACCUUUCAAACGUGGGGUCUUUUAUUGCACGUUAUCCCAUGCCAGAUGACGUGGUUCCAGUUAUAGAAGAAGAGGGAAUGGAGCUGCAGGGAUGUUUUAUCGGGGCCUGCACUACCACUGAGGAAGACCUGAUCCUCGGUGCUCUGGUAAUGGAACAAGCAAUGAAAAGAGGACUAAGGCCUACCGCAAAGGGGAAGAGGAAGGUUGUUCCCGGUUCAAUGCCAAUACUCCAUCGCUUACGUGAACUGGGGUUAUGUGAUAUAUAUGCGGACGCAGGAUUUGAGAUCGGCAACCCAGGGUGCAGUUAUUGUGUCGGCAUGUCAGCCGAUCAGGCGGCCCCAGGAGAGGUCUGGAUUUCAUCUCAAAAUCGAAAUUUCAAAAACCGAAUGGGAAAAGGGUCGGUUGGUCAUCUCGCAUCUGCAGCCACUGUUGCAGCAUCGUCAUUUGAAAUGAAGCUGGUUGAUCCCAGUGAUCUACUUGCUGCAAUCGAUUUAAGCCGAUGGGACCGUCUGAGGAUGUCAACAAAUUUGGAUGCAAUUAGCUUCAAGACGGGCCUGGCAUAUGUUGAGCCAUGUGGUUGUGGUGAUCAUCCUAGUGCCAAGAGCCAGAGAGAGCAACCAAAAGAGCAAAGGCGACCCGAUAAACAUGGGGAUAAACAGACAAAAAUUCUUCAAGGCAAAGCGCAAAGGCUAGGAAAUUUCAUCGACACGGAUGCACUGGCCCCUGCCGAGUUUCUGAUUGGCAUGAAAAAUAAUGUGGACGCUGGCAAGUGUUGUUUGAUGCAUACACAUCCAAAAUUCCGCGAUCGAGCCCACCAGGGGUUCAAUAUUGUUGUUGGUGCCAAAUCGUUUGCGUUCAUCUUCCAACGCAAUAUGCCAAACCUCGGGCGCCUAGGCAUCACAAUGGAAGAUGAAUCCUUCUUUCAAAUUGCGAAUGAUGGAAUGUCAACCUGCAUCAAUUUAGAUUCAAGGAUUAUCGAAGUCGGUGGUAAGACAUUCGGAUUCAAACUCAGUCAAAUGGAAAGCGAGAUCUAUCAAUUUGGUGGGAUUGCUUCGGCUUUUGGACUCUUCGGAAAAAGCCUACUAGAGGCAAUGAUCCCAGCCAAAUAUUCUCUUGGGGCUGAAAAGGAGCAAGUAGGUCAGCCGGAUAAACGAUUGGAAUGUGCGGAUAACGCUCGAACGGACGGAAGAUGGGAGGUCAUUGCGGGAAGUUUGUAUAUGUUCCGGGCAAUCCUGGUCAUUGGAGGAAACGAUCAUGGGAAAAACGGAGAAAGAAGGAGGGCUGUUAACUAG